This is a messenger RNA of Fomitopsis serialis, 722 nucleotides long. RefSeq lists its product as uncharacterized. The coding region runs from base 140 to 568 and encodes 142 amino acids. The transcript has 3 exons. The record is from RefSeq and is a predicted model, not a curated record. Lineage: Eukaryota; Fungi; Basidiomycota; Agaricomycetes; Polyporales; Fomitopsidaceae.
CGACUUCCCCGGGAUGACGACUCGGAGGAUCCAUGGCGGACGGUCUGGAGCGAGCUUGUCGUGCUGCUGAGGCCGGGUGGCGCGCCUGGCUAGCUGGUGUCGUCCUGGUGACGACGACAGUUGGCCUGGUGCGUUCUCGAUGUCUCGAAUGGUUCAAACUCUUCUACUAUGGCCGUGCGUGUGCCGCGCUCCCGGCCAUAGGGUCCGUUGUUUAUCUAGACAACUUCUCGGCUCACUCGGUACAACAGCCUACACCGCCUCUCUGUCUCGAAUCCUGAUUACGAUGGAACGCCCUAUCUGGACUCUUUGGAUCAAAUCUCUCCUCUUGUCUCUUCUGGAUCACGUCAUCGAUAUGUCUACUCCGUCCCUGUCUCUUGCCCUCGGCCCUAGGCUUCGUAUUUCGCCAUCUGGUCCUACGUCUCAUCGCACAACAAGUGUUGGCCUCUCUUGCAAGUAUCUGGGAACACUGGGCGACGUCUUUCUCCUAUCCGUCCCCAUGGUUUCAUCCCUGGUCUCUUCACUCACGGCUUCUGCACCUAAGCCUCGUCUUCUCAAUUCGCAAGCAUAGCAAGUAUCAACCCAGCACCCUCUCGACUCCGCGUCGCCUUCAUCUCGCAUCUCGACGCCAUACAACUCGCAAGAACCCGCACGCCUCGUCUCUAUCAGCAUUGCAUCGCCGUUCUAGGCAACACCUAGGCCAGGUCUAUCAACGUCGUGCCCGC